AUGUAUAUAACUGCUGUUCGAUUUUUCCGUUCCUCUUCUUGUAUAAAGAAUGUCGUCAACGGCCAAUGGCAAACUACACAUUAUACCAUCAAGGUAAAACUGCAUCUCCUUGCUUUAGCUUAGUUAUUGGAAUGGAGUUAGGAGUAAGAUAAAAAUUGUUUAAAAAAAGAGCUUUUUACUGAGGAUUCGAAUUAUUCGUUUCCAGGACAGGAGUAAAGAUCCGCGAUGGAAAGACAUUGACAUGGAACGCGCCAGCGACAACUACGACGUGGUGAUCGUUGGCGGAGGUCCUUCAGGCCUUUCGACGGCUAUAAAACUCCGUCAACUCGCUGAAAAGGAGCAGAAAGGUUUUAUUUCGGAAGUUUCCAAAACAGCGUUUAAGGAAUAAAAAAAUUAUCUGUGCUUUAGUGCAGUGAAAUAUUUGAGGUUGAAUUGGACACUGUUGUUAGGAACGAAAUUAUGAUUUUUUGGAUCAGUUUUCAACCUUUUGUCUGAAGUUUGACUCUUCAAAAUCUGCAAACAAUUUUUAUAUUUUUUUUUUUGGGAUCGAUUUUAGAAUCCGUACAUAGUUCUAUAGUAAAUAACUGAUUUUAUUUUUUUCUAAUCUUUUAUUUUUUGAAUUAUUUUGAUGCUCUAUAGCUUUUUGUUUCCAGAGCUGCGAGUUUGCGUCAUUGAGAAGGCUCCAGAGAUUGGCGCCCAUAUUCUUUCUGGCGCUGUUAUCGAGACGAGAGCCUUGGAUGAACUUCUUCCUAAUUGGAAAGAACUCGGAGCUCCGAUUCAUCAGAAAGUCACCGUAAGUUUCAGAUCUAACUUGAUAAAACCGGCAUAAUUAUUAAGGGAGAGAGUGUCGCGAUUUUGACGGAAAAGGGCAGAAUUCCGGUGCCAAUCUUCAAAGGAAUCCCACUUUAUAAUCAUGGAAACUACGUGGUUCGACUGGGAAAAGUCGUCCAGUGGCUGGGAGAACAAGCGGAGGCCGCUGGGGUCGAGAUUUGGCCUGGCGUCGCCGCCGCAGAAGUGAGUUUUGAGCGAUUUUCUAGAGAAGAGAUUAAAGUGUAUAGUUUCAAGAUUGGUAACAGUGGAAGUAUAAGGAGGCCCAAAUUGAUAAUUUUGCAGAAGUUUUUCCAGAUAUUUCAGAUAAGAGCUAAACGAACUCCAUGUGAUAUUUUACUUUUACUCGAGCUACGGUUUGCAAAAAAAAAAAACACUUUUAAAACAAAUUUACUAUAAUCCAGUGCAUUCAUUUGGGAGAGAAAUCGUUUCGAAAGGAAAGUUCAAGAAAAGGAAAUUAGCAAUCUUGUGCAUAUAUUCAAAUUCACCGUGGUGAAUGAAAAGUCAAUGCAUAUAAUUUGAGUUGAGUUACUUGUUUCCGCUAACUCUAAAUUGGCUAAGUUAGAGUAAAUUAUCCUAAUCAGAUUAUUAUAUGGCUACUUUUACCACUAGGUCUUGUACAACGAAGACGGCAGUGUCAAGGGUAUCGCGACGAAUGACGUCGGCGUUGCUAAGGACGGCUCCCCUAAGGUUUUCCAAUACUUACACUCGGAUGACACUUAGUUUCGCUGGUUAAGGAGGGCUUCGAAAGAGGCAUGGAGUUACACGCCAAGUGCACCGUCUUCGCCGAGGGCUGCCGUGGCCAUCUCAGCAAACAGGUUUUCUUUUGAGAUUCUUCUAGGAUCAAUAAGGUUCUCUCAUCCUCCGGCGUCACAGAAUGUCUGUUUGCGAGAAUAAAUUGAAUUGAAUUGAUUUGAAAGAACAUUGAGUUCAGUUUUUAGGUUAUGGACAAGUUCGAGUUGAGAGAACAUCCGCAUACUUAUGGAAUCGGCCUCAAGGAAUUAUGGGAAGUUGAUCCGGCCAAGCACAAGCCUGGAUACGUCGAACACACUGUUGGAUGGCCUAUGGUUUAUUUUUGGGUUAUGCAAAUUUGAGCCCAUCAGAUUUUUUCAAAAUCAAAUUUGAAAAGAGUACUAAAAUUCCCUUUUUUUUUCCAAAUUUUCAUUUCAAGAAGAUUGACGACUCUUUUUUGCGUUUUUUUUCUCGUUUUUUAAGUUUUAAAUUUUCACGGGAAACUUCUCCGUGUGCACUACAACUUCGAUUUCUUCACACUUUGAACAGUUUCGGUAUUCAGCCCCGAGACCAGUACGGUGGCUCAUUCCUGUACCACCUGGAAGAUGAUGGACAACCUCUGGUUGCUAUCGGAUUCGUCAUGGCCUUGGACUACAAAAACCCUUACAUGAACCCUUAUAAGGUUUCAAAAUCAUCAAAAACCGAUUAUCACUUCGUUUCAAGGAAUUCCAAAGAUACAAGCUGCAUCCAUCGAUCAGCAAGCAUUUGGAAGGCGGAAAACGCAUCGGAUACGGCGCUAGGGCUUUGAACGAAGGCGGCUAUCAGAGCAUUCCAAAACUCACUUUCCCUGGUUAUUCAAUGAAAUUUCUGAGGACAUUUUGGAAUUGGACAUUUUCAGGAGGAUGUCUGAUUGGUUGCUCGGCAGGAUUUUUGAACGUCGCCAAGAUCAAGGGAACUCACAACGCGAUGAAAAGUGGAAUGGUGGCCGCUGAGGCGAUUUUCGACACUAUCAAGGAAAAUGAGGAAGCAACGAGUAUUUUGCACCUUUUUUAGUUGCGAAGACAUUUUUUGAUUUUCAGCGAUCAAUCCGGAAAAAUAUCCUAAAGCGUUGGAGGACAGCUUUGUGAUGAAGGAACUCAAGGCGACAAGAAAUAUUCGACCUUCUUUCAAUUCCUCUUUGGGUUCGUUUUUAUUUUAUUUUACGAGUUUUAGUGUAGUUUUGUCAUGGGGGAUGGUUAUAUUAAACGAAGAGGUUGAAAAUUAAAAACUUCAAUUUUCCUUCAAGCUGGAAAAGUUUUAUAUACUUUUUUUAAAAUCUCUCCAUUUGACCAAUAAAGUGUGUGUUUUUAGUUAAUUUUUUUUCUAUUAAAGAAAAAAAUUAAAAAGUAAGCCGGAAUCUUUCUUUUUUUGAAUUCAAUUUUCAGGUUAUAUCGGUGGAAUGCUUUACACCGGACUUUUCUACGUUUUGGGCCGAGGUUUGGAGCCGUGGACCUUGCAGCAUGGCAAGAAGGACAAUGAGAAGACCGAGGAGGCCAAAAACUACAAGGUUUGCCUCAAAGAGAGAAAAAGUUAUUAUUUUUGUUCUUUAGGAGAUUGACUACCCUAAGCCUGAUGGAAAGCUGACCUUCGACCUUCUGACUUCGGUCGCCCUCACCGGAACCAACCACGCCGAGAAUCAGCCUUGCCAUCUGACCCUCAAGGACGACAAAAUUCCCACUGAAGUCAACCUUCCCAAGUUCGCCGGUCCGGAAAGCCGGUUCUGUCCUGCCGGUGAGACUAAUAAGUUCAUUACUAGAAAUUUUGAAAAAUAUCUGGAAGAACCUUUCACUUCCACUGGCUAUUGAUAAGUGGAAGAGAAUUAAUCGUAACUUUAUCGAACAUUCCUUUCUUAUUUAGACAAUGCAAACUUUUCUGAGAGUCAAAAAAGACCUUAUGAACGACUUUUUUGAAGAAUGUAUUGAGUAAACUUAUUUUUGAGAAAUAUAGAACAGAAAAAGACCUUAAAAACGUCGACUUCACCCAUGACCAAAACAACACAAUUAAUGAAAGCUCCCAAUAAUUUGACUGGCGCAACCCUAGCGCAACAGAUUUUGUGCCAGUCUAAGGUCCAAAGGGUCACUAGUUCAAUCUCCGCCGCGACAUAACUAAGCGGUUCAAGAAAUAUUGGGAGUGGGAACCCAGGCCUCCAAAAUCCCCAGCUACACAACGUCGCUCAAGCGCUACAAGGGCGUAGUACGAAGCAGAUCACAAUAAUAUGACUGAAACCAUGACUAUAAGUUUGAGUACUCUCAUCGCAGUUUUGAGACCUUAUUUAAUAAAGAUUUUUACACUCAUCACGGAAAACUCUGUGAAAAAAGAGAUCUAUAAGUCGCUAUCCCUGUAGUAUACUUGUCUCAGGCUAGCUUUGAAUAAAUUAUACUUUUUUUUAAAACCAAUCAGAGCUCUUUACGAUUUUUAUCAUUUCGUAGGAGUCUACGAGUUCGUGCCAAGCGAAACGGACUCGUCGAAGUCGCGGCUGCAAAUCAACGCCCAGAACUGCAUCCACUGCAAGACGUGCGACAUCAAGGACCCGUUGCAGAACAUCAACUGGGUGACGCCCGAAGGCGGCGGCGGCCCCAAGUACCAGGGCAUGUAA
Caenorhabditis auriculariae is the source of this 4195-nucleotide messenger RNA. Lineage: Eukaryota; Metazoa; Nematoda; Chromadorea; Rhabditida; Rhabditidae. The record is from the annotation of a GenBank genome assembly.